GGGGGCGGAGCCUCGGCGCCGUGUCCGAUUUCCCUGCGCGCUCGCGCUCCGCUGAAUUAGACGCUCGUGCUGGACCGUUAUACGGAGGCGCCUGUUCGUGUUCCCUUUGAUGCGCGUGAAACAGGACGGGGCGUAGGACCCUGUGGCCUCUUUCUGUCCCGGGUGAAAAGACUCGGGGCUGUGCAGCCUGCGCGGCAUUUACGCGCACCUGACGGACUGGAGAUCCCAUAUCUGCGGCUGAAACGCAAGCGCGCUUUUGUGGAAACCUGGACUGGAAAACCGAAGAGACAGAGAUCAGAUUUGCUGUGGACAUGGAUUUUAGCCUGGAUCUGUAAAAGCAUUCGUUUUUCUUUUUUUUUUUCCCUUGUUGGGGACACAUCAGCAUCCGAGCAAGGUUUGUGGAGGAACAACGGGACCACCAGCACGAGCCUCGAUCCCAUGCAUGUGUAAGAGAACUGUGCUGUGAUGAAGUUAUUCAGAGGCUCUGGGGACAAUAGCUGGAGACUAAGGAUGUUUCUACUUGUUUUUUUGACUGUGGGAUUGUUAACAGUAAUGGUCAAUGCAGAUGCAACUGCAAGCAUCCUGGAGUUACAGUUGGAUGAAGAGCAGCCUGCAGGGACAAUAGUGGGUGACAUCAGUGCUGGAUUACCACCUGGAGAAACGGCCUCCCUCUACUUCAUCUCUGAUCAUGAGGGCACUAGUGUGGGAACUGAUCUCCAUAUUGAUGAGACCACUGGCAUUAUCAAGACUGCUCGGCGUCUGGACCGGGAAGAGAGAGACCAUUAUAGCUUUAUAGCAGUUACCAUGACCGGCCUAACAGUGAAGGUAUCCAUCACUGUGAAUGACAUUAAUGAUCAUGCGCCAAUGUUCCCCAAGAAUAAGGCCUAUUUGAAGAUUCCUGAGCAGACUGCAGUGGGGACAAGGUUUUCCCUGGAGCCAGCCACUGAUGCAGACAAAGAUCAGCUCACCACUCAGGGAUAUCUCAUCAAAGAUGGAAAUGUGGGGCAGGUGUUCAGACUUGAAACCAAGAGGGCAGCAAAUAAGGUUCUUUACUUGGACCUGGUGGUCAAUGGUGUCCUUGACCGAGAAAAGAGAGCUUCUUACUCUUUGGUUUUGGAGGCCUUUGAUGGGGGAUCUCCUAAAAAAACAGGGCAAAUGACUCUGGAUGUGGCAGUGCAGGAUAUUAAUGACCAUGCUCCUGUUUUUAAUCAGAGCAGGUAUCAUGCCAUCAUCUCUGAAAGUCUCCCUCAAGGUAGCAAUAUCCUACAAGUGUUUGCCUCAGAUGCAGAUGAAGGUGACAAUGGCCUUGUGCUUUAUGAGAUUAACCGCAGGCAAAGUGACCCUGAUCGAUACUUUGUCAUUGACCCUCGUUCUGGGAUUAUCACACUCAACAAGCCUUUGGACUAUGAAGUCAGAAAGGUCCAUGAGCUUGUUGUACAAGCCAAAGACAAUGCCAGCCACCCAGAGAUCACUAAUGCCUUUGUCACUAUCCAUGUUCGUGACUACAAUGAUAAUCAGCCCACUAUGACCAUCAUCUUCCUCAGUGAGGAUGGGUCACCUCGAAUAUCUGAGGGUGCCCAGCCUGGGCAAUAUGUUGCCCGUAUUUCAGUCUCAGACCCUGAUUAUGGUGAAUAUUCAAAUGUCAAUGUCUCUCUGGAAGGCGGGGAUGGUAAGUUUGCCCUCACUACUAAGGACAGCAUCAUCUACCUUAUCUGUGUGGACCAGGUUCUGGAUCGUGAAGAAAGAGACUCGUAUGAUCUCCGGGUUAUGGCUACAGAUUCUGGCACCCCACCACUCCGAGCUGAAUCCUCUUUUACCAUCCAAGUCACAGAUAUCAAUGAUAACCCUCCUCUGUUUGAUCAGCAGGCAUACAAACAGACUAUUCCAGAAGUGGUUUACCCAGGUAGCUUUGUGCUACAAGUAACAGCACGAGACAAAGACCAAGGCCCAAAUGGUGACGUCCGCUAUAGCAUCCUGCCCAACAAGGGGACACAUUCUAAUUGGUUCACCAUUGAUGCUGUGACAGGUAUUAUCACCACAGCUACUGAGCUGGAUUAUGAGACAGAUCCAAAAGCAAGUGUCAAGGUAGUGGCUACAGAUGGUGGAAAGCCCCCUUUAUCUUCUACUGCUGUGGUGGAAAUCAGCCUACAGGAUAUUAAUGACAACAAGCCAGUCUUUGGGAGUAGCUUCUAUAAUGCUUCCAUCAAGGAGAACACAGCUGCAGGGACCUGUUUCCUUGAGGUGACGGCAGUCGACGCUGAUGGUGGUUCAUUUGGUGCAAUAACCUAUUCUAUAGGAUCAGGACCCUCCAGUUCUCCUCCAGCGGUGUUCAGCAUUAAUAAAGAGACGGGGCAUAUCUGCACUAGCGCAGUCCUUGACCGAGACGAGGGAUCUGAGAGCUAUCACUUCACAGUCACUGCUACUGAUGGGGGUGGUCUGAGCUCAUCUGCCUUUGUGAAUGUGGCAUUGCUGGACAUUAAUGAUAACAGGCCCAUGUUUUACCCUGUAAGCUAUGCAGUCAGUUUGAGCUCUCAGAGUGCUCCAGGAACCUCCGUCAUCAGAGUAUCAGCCCACGACCCUGACGCAGGAGAGAAUGGCAAAGUGACAUACCGCACAGUGCCUGGUGGAGGCUCCAACUUCUUUACGCUUAACAAGGACACAGGGGUGAUCUCUCUUUCCCGCUCCUUGCAUGGAAAGGCCAACUCUGUCAUUACAAUGGUGAUCACAGCACUGGACGGAGGUGGGCUCACAGUGCCCAUUAAUGCCAGAGUGAACGUCAGUGUUGUGGCUGGCUCUGUAGCUCCCCCCGUCUUUGAGCAGGCGCAGUACUUCUUCACUGUGCCUGAGGACGUGCUGAGGGGCACAGAAGUCGGUGUGGUGUUUGCUAACGGCAGGAAUGGAGCCACUAAGGACAUCUCCUACACCAUCUCCUCUGGCGAUCCAGAAGGCUACUUCACUGUGGACACAGAGACAGGAGCUCUGCGCACCAGCCUGCCUUUGGAUCAUGAAGCUUGGCCCUCGUUGGAGUUAGAGGUCCAGGCUCGCAGUGGCUCCCCUCCAGUGUUUGCCCAAACACUGGUCCGCAUCACCAUCACUGAUGUAAAUGAUAAUGCACCCACCUUCCUGCCUUCAUCAUCAGAGUCUCUGCUGCUGCCUGAGGCUACCAAGAUGGGAACUAUAGUGUACCGGGUAAAGGCUGAGGACCGCGAUUCAGGAGCCAAUGGGCAGUUGAGCUUUGAUCUUCUUUCAUCUGAAAGCCAGCGCACAUUCAGUGUGGACAGAAGCAGCGGUGAAAUCCGCCUGAUAGGAAGCCUUUCCUAUGAGAGUGCUCCUCGUUAUGACUUGCUGGUGCUGGCCAAGGACAAUGGCGCCCCUCAACUCAGCGCCACCUUCACUCUUGUAGUGCACGUACAGGCUGAGAAUGACCAGGGGCCAGUGUUUGACACAAUGACCUAUCGUGUGGAGCUGAAGGAAAACACACCACUGAACACCCGUUUCCUGCAGGUACGUGCCCUGAGUAGGGAUCAUGGUGGAAAUGGAGCCUCCUCCUCAAGCUCUGCUCCACUCUCUUACCAUCUCCGGCCUGAUGGAGAUGCGGCAGGGUUUGGAAUUGUCUCGGACAGUGGCUGGCUGUUUGUGAAGAGUGCGCUGGACAGGGAGGCCAAAGACAUCUACCUGCUCACAGUACUGGCCAGCUCAGGCAGGGGACAGCUGAAGAAAACUGGUAGCGCCACUGUGCGGGUCUCUGUGACAGAUGAAAAUGAUAACUCACCACGGUUUUCUCAGGAGAGGGUCUUCCUAGCAGUAAGGGAAAACCUUCCUGCAGGAACAGGAUUUGGGAGAGUUUCAGCCACGGACCGUGAUGCUGGACUCAACAGCCGGCUUACUUACAAACUACUACAUACUGAUCGCAACUUCCAGAUCAACUCUCAAACUGGUGAGAUCAGCACCAGGGCAGCUCUGGAUCGUGAGCACCAGUCCAGCUAUCAGCUGGUGGUGGUGGUACAGGACGGAGGCACUCCUCCUCGGAGUGCUACAGGCACCGCCCAUGUCACUGUGCUGGAUGAGAACGACAACGCCCCACUCUUCAGUCACGUGUUGCCUGGCAGGGAGCUGAUUAUCCAAGUGCAGGAGGGUCUGCCUGCUGGCUCACUCCUGGGAACACUGCAGGCUAAAGACCCAGAUGAAGGAGAGAAUGGCACGAUCUUCUACUCAUUAUCUGGCUCCAGAGCAGAACGAUUCUCUUUAAAUCCUAACACAGGAGAGCUGCGUUCUGCCUCCACAUUGAGGAGAGCUGAAAAGGCUGAGUAUAGUUUAACUGUAACUGUCUCGGAUCGUGGUGCACCACCUCAGAGCAUCUCCAGCGUCCUGCGCAUACAGGUUGCUGGCUCAGUGAGAGCUCCACCCAAACCAAACACCCUAUCAAUGACACUUAACACAAUAGAGGGCACCAAACCAGGCUCUGUCAUAGGUUCAGUACACCUACAUGACCAACGUGAUGUGUUGCUUGAUGGACAGGUGACUUACCUUGUAGUAGGUGGCACUGAUCAAGAUGGCAAUUUUAUGGUGGAACGUCUCACUGGGGAUGUGUACUUGGCCAGAGAAUUGGACUAUGAAAUGGGAGCUCACUACACCUUGCAGAUUGAGGUGAAUGACUUCUCAAAGGCCUCCCCUAGCAGUCAUGUGAUCCAGCUGGAUAUUAAUGUGCAAGACAGUAAUGAUCAUGCACCACAGUUCCCUGAAGAUCCUGUGACCAUUGUUGUUCCUGAGAACAUGCAGCUAGGCUCCUCCAUUUACGCAUUCCAGGCCUCUGAUAAGGACGGCAGUGGCCCCAACAGUGAAGUACGCUACUCUAUCCAGCAUCAUUGGCCUGAUCGAUCAGAUCUUCUGUCCCUUGAUCCCAUCACUGGUGUGCUCACCCUGGGUCAAGAGCUGGACCACGAGCAGACCUCAAGCCUUUUUCUGGUGGUCCGAGCAACUGACUCAGCUACAGAUCCCAGUCAAAGGCGCUGGAGCUCAGUCACAGCCCGCAUCUUUGUGACUGAUGAAAAUGAUAAUGCUCCGGUAUUCAGCUCCCCUACAGCAGUCAGUGUAAUGGAGGAUAAGCCAAUGGGCUUUGUGUUGCUCUACGUCAUUGCCCGUGAUGCAGACCAAGGAGAAAAUGGCAGAGUGUCUUACCGCAUUCAGGCAGGCAACACAGCAGGACGAUUCAGCCUCAAUCCCAACACUGGCUCUCUUUCCAUUCUCAAAGCUCUGGACCGUGAGGAGCAGGACAGCUACAACCUCACUAUUGUUGCAGAGGAUCACGGGACACCCCAGCACUCCACCACUCAGGUCCUGUCUGUCCAGGUUAUUGAUGUGAACGAUGAGGCUCCCUGGUUUGAGUUGAGUGAGUAUGAGGUGCAAAUCCGAGAGAAUCAGCCACCCGGAACCACCAUACUCACUGUCUCUGCUACUGACAGAGACCAAGGUGCAAAUGGACAUGUAUCCUAUGGAGGAGUGACAGUGGAAGGCUUCGUCAUUUCACCAGAAACUGGUGUCAUUUCACUUACCAAAGUCCUUGACAGGGAACAACAGCAUCAUUACAGCAUAACCGUGUAUGCCAAAGAUGGAGGGAUGCCACCUAACUUUGCAAAGGCCAAGGUGCAUAUUACAGUAAUGGAUGAGAACGAUAAUGCUCCAGCUUUUGGGAGGCUGCAAUACAGUCUGGAGCUGCCAGAGAACCUUGAUCCAGUAGAGAUUUUUAUAAUUAAAGCUACUGACCAUGACAGUGGGGAUAGUGGCCGAGUGGACUACAGGAUAACUGCUGGAGACCCAGAUGGUGACUUCCAGCUGGACAGCAGUUCCGGGGCCUUGUCUACCUCUCGACCCCUGGACAGAGAGAGAAAAGACAGGUAUACACUGGAAGUCAUUGCUCAGGAUCAUGGAAGCCCCUCUCUUACUAGCACAGCUACUGUGGAAGUCACUGUCCUGGACAUCAAUGACAAUAGUCCCACAUUUAGCAGUAGCAGCUAUGCUAUAGACAUUUCAGAGGGUGCUGCUAUUGGGUCACUAGUUGUGGAAGUAACAGCCAAUGAUGCUGAUGAGGGCAAGAAUGGUCAGAUUCUAUACUUCCUGAGCAAAGAAGCAAGAGGUGCAUUCACUGUAGACCCUGAUACAGGUCGGAUCCUCACAACUGCCUUACUGGACAGAGAGAAAAUAGCUUUCUACAGCUUCCAAGUGUGUGCAGUCGACUUGUCCCCUGCUGCACCCCACAACACCACGGCCCAGGUCACAGUUACCAUCUUGGACAUGAAUGACAAUGCACCCUUUUUCAUCCAAGAUCCUCUCAUAAUCAAUGUAUCUAGCAGGAGGGUAUCCUCUAACCACGUAGUUGCCACUAUGAGGGCAGAAGAUAAGGACUUUGGUGCCAAUGGUUCAGUAUUCUAUCGUUUUGCCAAACCAGUGCAAGGCUUCUCUAUAAACUCUCUGACUGGAGAGAUCCAAACUACUGAGGCAUUGAACAGCCUAACCCAGAGCCAGUACAUCCUCAUUGUGGAGGCCAUGGACCAGGGCAGCCCACCUCAGUCCUCCCUGGGGGUGGUGAUCAUCUAUGUGAAGGAACAGAACUAUGAUGGUAUCCGCUUCUCCCGUACCACCAGAGACAUCAGCAUCCAGGAGAAUGCAGCCAAAGGUACUGCAGUGGCACAGGCACAGGCUCAGUAUCCGGAUGGCACCCGUGGGGGCAUCACAUACAGUAUCUUUAGUGGGAACAAACAGCAGAUCUUCAGCAUCAGCUCCAGCACAGGGGAGAUUUGGGUACAGAGCUCCAAUGGCCUGGAUUUUGAGGACACGCCAAGACUCCGUCUUGUGGUGAAGGCUGAAACUGCAACUUCCAGCUCCUUCAUGGCUGUCAACCUGAUUCUUCAGGAUGUCAAUGACAACUUGCCUCGCUUUCAGCUGCAGAACUACAUAGCAUACAUGCAUGAGGCACAGGGCUAUGACUCUCCAAUUAUUCAGGUUGUAGCUGAAGAUGUGGAUCAAGGACUGAAUGGUCAGGUGACCUAUUCCAUCCAGUCUUCUGGUCGUAGUGGGCUGUUUAAAAUUGACCCUCUGACUGGCAGUGUCACCACUGCAGCUAUCAUGGACCGAGAGAUCUGGAUGCAGACCAAACUAGUGAUUACGGCAACAGAUCGUGGCAGCCCCAAGCUAGCUGGCUCCGCCACUGUGACCGUGAUUAUUGUUGACCUCAAUGACAAUAGUCCCACAAUCCCUCUGCCAAGGGAAGUGCGAGUGCCAGAAAACUCACUUAUCGGCACAGAGAUUACCAUCGUGACAGGGAAUGAUGUUGACUCGGGCCCAGCGCUGUCUUAUUCUCUACAUCUGGACAAAAACUCACAGGGCAAGUUUGGAAUCCACCGUUACAGUGGCAGAGUGUUUUUGACUUCUCCACUGGACUUUGAGGAGAAGACGUGGUACACAUUAACUGUUAAAGCCUCGGACUCUAAGCAUCAGACUGAUGCCAAUCUGACAGUAUUGGUGGAAGAUGUGAAUGACAAUGUGCCUACCUUUACACAAGACCUAUACCAGGUGGCACUGGCCGAACAUUCUCCACCUGGCACUCCUGUAAUUACAGUAACAGCCACAGAUCGGGACUCAGGAGAGAACGGAAGAGUCACCUACCAACUGAUAUCAUCCUCUAAAGAAGGCUUUUACAUUGAUUCCAGUAAUGGCACAUUGUUUAUCAGUCAGAAAGCUGAAUUUGACCCAGAGCGUCCCACUGUGAGGGUGGUUAUUGGGGCUCAUGAUGGAGGAAAGCCAUCUCUAUCUGCCAUUGCUACUGUCCAAGUCCAGCUGACAGACGUGAAUGACAAUGCCCCCAUGUUUCAUCAAUUAGAAUACAGAGCCACAGUAUCUGAGGACCAACUUCCUGGAGGCACCAUCCUGACCCUGGAGGCAGUGGAUGGUGACCUCUCCCAGGAAAACUCAGGUUUCGACUUUGCUAUCGCAAGUGGGAAUAUUGGAAAUGCUUUUCAGAUUGAGAGUAGUGUUCGUUUCAUAGAAGGUUAUGGCUUCCAGACAGUAGGCACACUGAUCCUGGCAGAGCAGCUGGACUUUGAGGUAACAUCUCGUUACAACCUCACCAUUGUGGUUUCUGACCGUGGUGUUCCCCAGCGCAGCUCCAGUGUGCCUGCUAUUAUUACUGUGAAUGAUGUCAACGACAACCCUCCGGCAUUCAGCCGUGCUGAGUAUGUAGUGUCUCUGAGUGAAGGAGCGUCAGCUGGUAGUGAAAUCUUACGGCUGUCUGCAACUGACCCAGAUUCAGCUCCAAAUGCAGAGAUCCAAUAUAGCAUUAGCUCUGGAGAUGACACUGGCCUGUUCUUAGUAGACCAGUGGACUGGAGCCCUGCGCCUACAGAAACCUCUGGACCGGGAGACUCAGCCUUCCCAUGUAGUAAUUAUUCAAGCUUCAGAUGGUCACGGUCACUUUGCACUGGCUCCUAUCAAUGUGGAGGUGAAGGAUAUUAAUGAUAACAGGCCUUACUUCCCUAUUGAGACCAUGACUGCAAGCAUACGAGAAAACCAACCCCCUCAUUCAGCAGUUGCGGUGCUGCAUGCCAUAGACCAUGAUACUGGGGUAUAUGGACAGCUGAAGUAUUUUAUAUUGGACAGAUCUAGUCAAGGAAAAGACUUCUUUAUGGUGGAUCAAAACACAGGAGAGGUGCGUUCUCGUCAGUCAUUUGACUUUGAGAAGGUGAACUCUUUCCAUUUCAUGGCUUUGGCUAUGGAUGCAGGCAACAACUCUGCCACAGUUACUGUACAAGUCUAUGUCACAGGGGAAGAUGAGUAUGAUCCAGUCUUCACCUCCACAGCCUUUUCCUUUGAGGUACCAGAGGGAGCCCAGAAGGGCCAGAGCAUUGGUCAGGUGCAAGCCAAAGAUGAGGAUGGUGGUAUUGAUGGGAUUGUGCUCUACUCAUUACCAAGCAGCUCCCCAUACUUUGAUGUCAACAAGACCACUGGUGUGAUCUACCUCAAAAUGGAUAGUGCUAGUAGUUCUAGUAGCCAGAGCCGUUCCAAAAAGGAGACACGCCUUAUGACCAUGGAUGUUAUUGCCCAUAGUCCUUUAGAAACCUCAAGGGUUACAACUGCCCAGCUAACUAUUGAUGUCACCAACACAUCCUUUGGACUUGCAACUGACUUUAACAUUCUCCUGAUUAGCAUUAUUGCAGCCUCUCUUGGUGUAAUAGUCAUUUUAGUCAUAAUUGCUGUGGCUCUGUAUCUAGUGAAGUCUAGACACAAGAAGAAAGGGCAGAACACUGGGACAGCGGCUUCAGACACAGCACUGCAGCAGUUAGAUGAAUCCAAAUCAGCAGGUGGGGAGAGGAUCUAUCACCAGACACUACCAGGGUAUGCUGGCGAUCAGGGAGGAGGUGGAGCUUCCUACACAAGGGGAGGCUCCUUGGAUCCAUCACACUCUAGUGGAAGAGGAUCAGCUGAGGCUGCAGAAGAUGAUGAAAUCCGGAUGAUAAAUGAGUAUCCACGAGUGGCUAGCAUUACCUCUUCCAUGCAAGAGCACAUUUCUGCCCGAGGGCCUGACUCAGGUAUACAGCAGGAUGCUGACCAGCUCUCUGACAUCUCUGGUGAAACAGGGACACUAGAUGCAAGCCAGUGGUUCAAAGGGAAGAAGUUGGGAAGUUUAAGUGGCACCUUGCUCUCUGGUCAAGUUCCAGUCUAUAGAGAUGAAGGAGGUGGCUACCUUGGAGUGGGCAGGGGGCUGAACAUAUCCCAUCCAAAGGAUUAUGGCUUCCCAGAGGAUGGCAAACCUUCAAUUGAUGGCUCUCUCACAGCUAUUGUUGCUAGUGAUGAGGAGCUGCGAGGCAGCUAUAAUUGGGACUACCUUCUCAAUUGGUGCCCACAGUUCCAACCUCUUGCUAGCGUUUUUACAGAAAUUGCCAGGCUUAAAGAUGAGAGCCUACCCCCCAACAACCCACGUAGACCUUUCCAACCGAAAAUCAAGACAGAUCCUAAACCAAGAAUUGAUCCACCCCCUCUCAUUACAUCAGUAGCCCACCCUGGUGCCAAGUCUGUUCCACCGAAACCUGCUAUCACUAGGACAUUUCCACACCUAGCAACCCUCAGACGCUCUCCUAUUAGCCAUGAGGGUUCCAUCUCAUCUGCAGCCAUGUCUCCCAGCUUCUCUCCAUCACUGUCCCCUCUGGCAGCCCGAUCACCAGCCGUCUCCCCUUUUGGUGUUACACAAGGCCCAUCAGCCUCAAUGAUUAGCACCACAGAGCACUCCCUGGAGCACAGUGAUGACACAGAGAUGAGAAUCUAAUUCUGUCUUGAAUUUCACACCGUGGGGAGCCUUGACAGUUUUCUUUUUCCGAAAUAUGUUCUUUGUGGGUAUAUUAUAAAAAAUAAGUAAGAAGGACCUCCCAGCUUUUAGCUGUUUUGGAAGAUGCUAAAAACUGUAACUGAAACAGAAAGGGUUAAAAUGCUGUUUUGCUGUGAAAUGACGAUACCCUUCAUCAAAGCCGAUGUGGACCUUUGUGUUUGAAUUUCUUUUCUUUCUUUUUUUUUUUUUCUGCCUGGCUGGCCAGGGAGAUAAGCUUUAGUGCUCUUUUGUUCUUUCUUAUACUGAUGACUGACAGCUUUGGAACAUUUUGCAGAGUCUGUCCAAAAUGGCUGCUAUCACCACUAUUUUUGCAUCCUAUUUGAACUCUGUGAAGGUGCACCAAGAGAUUUCACUGCAUAUGCACAUUAGAAAUGGUAGUUCAAUUUAUAUGUAUAUAUUUUUAUUUUUAUUUUUAAUGGUUUCAUUUCUUCAUAGGUCAUGUUUUUUAAUAAGAAAAUGCCAUUACCUCGCAUUUAUAAAGCACUCACAUUUACAUUCUGUAUAUGUGUAUGUAUGGUAGCCAUAGUGCUUAUGCAUAAUUGUUGUAUAGUGUUUAGCUUCACCAUACUGUAUGGUUGUUGAUUUCUGUGUGAUUUUGGUUGUGUGAUUUUUGGCCUGUUAAGUGAAUGAUUGGGAUGUGUUGUGAUAAUUGUAAUGUAUUGAUAAUAUGAUGUUUUGAUAAUUAUUUAUAUAAAAGUCAAACCAUAGGGAUCUUGAGAGUAGCCAUGUUGCAUAUUGUUAUAUUCUAUUUUUCUCCUAUGUCUGUUCCUUUGCCUGAUCUUCCAGCAUCAAAGCAAAGAAAAUCUUUGACAUACUCAUAUUAUUUGAGGCUUAUCUGGAGGCCUUCUGAGUAAGUGAUAAAAAAUCUAAUUAUGCUGUAUGUCAAAGGAGUUUCUGUACAAUGCCAGGAGCCUGACUCGCUAUUUGUUUGUAUGUUUGGUUCAUUCUCACACUGUAGGGUGUUAUAUAAUUCAGCUCUUCUCACAGGAAAAAAUGAUUUUUGCUGAUGUGUCUUAAAGUCAAGUGCUUCCAUAGAGUUAGAGAGGAAAUCAAUAAUAAACACCAGUGAAGCUGUCCACAAUACCAGUGGCUAAUAGUAAUUUUAGCACGAGAUGCACCUGCCUUUUGGAAUAAAACCUGGACAUUCAAA
Messenger RNA from Pangasianodon hypophthalmus (striped catfish), 11524 nucleotides. RefSeq names its product dachsous cadherin-related 1b (gene dchs1b). Lineage: Eukaryota; Metazoa; Chordata; Actinopteri; Siluriformes; Pangasiidae. The transcript is spliced from 21 exons. Gene Ontology annotation, biological process: homophilic cell-cell adhesion. Gene Ontology annotation, molecular function: calcium ion binding. Gene Ontology annotation, cellular component: plasma membrane; cell-cell junction. The record is from RefSeq and is a predicted model, not a curated record. Bases 466 to 10314 code for a protein of 3282 amino acids.